ACAUACAUUCAGAGGCAGAGACAGUCUGAAUAGCCCAACCGGUUGUUAUACUGUGGUCUGUUAAAUAAAUAAAUAACAGCUUCUGUAGCUUGUGCAAAGAUGCUUUUCAAGACAUGUGUGGUUGUUAUUUUAUUGUCUGACUUCAGCACUGCAAAAGAUUGGUGCUAUUUUGGCUGUGAAAAAUCGCUCCCACACUGGGGCAAAUACUAUCCCAAAUGUAAUGGGCAUAAACAGUCUCCAAUCAACAUCAACACCCAGAAAAUCGUUAAAAACCAAGAGUUGGCAUCUGUUGACCUGAUUAACUUCAGUCUCCCUCACACCAUGAAGAUGCUGAAGAAUAACGGACACACAGUUGAGUGUGAGCUGAAGGCAGGAGCAGUGGGAGUUCAAGGAGGAGGUCUGAAGCACAAAUACACCGUCCUGCAGUUUCACUUCCACUGGGGUGGAAAGGACCUGGUGAACCAUCCAGGAUCCGAGCACUCUCUGAACGGACACAGAUCACCUCUAGAAAUGCACAUUGUCAGCCGGAGAAGUGAUCUUAAUGAAAGCACUGCAGCAAAACUUCAAGAUGGCUUUGCUGUAUUGGGCUUCUUUAUUGAGAGCAAUGAAAACGAAAAGCAAAAGGACAUGUCACAAGUCUGGGAAAGCUUCACCGAUUAUCUCCAAAAAAUACCAAGAAAGGGAGACAAAGUCAGAAUUAUGGAGCCCUUUUCUAUGCAUCAGCUCUUAAAGGGGGUUGAUCUCAGCAAGUACUACCGCUACAAUGGCUCACUGACCACCCCUCCCUGUGAUGAAGCUGUGGUUUGGACCAUCUUUAAGGACCCAAUUAGGAUCAGCAAAGAUCAGCUGCUCAGGUUCCCAACACAAAUUUCCUUUGACAAUGUGUACCGGCCACAGCAACCGCUGAACAAUCGCGUGGUCUAUUCUUCCACCACUCUCAACCGCAGGUCACACAGGAACAACUGAGCACAUCCUACAGCACCCAUCCAAUCGGCCCUAAUCCGAAAAUUAUGCAUGUAUUUUAAAUACAAAAGCUUUUAUUUUACUCAUUGCCAGUCAGAAAAAGAUAUGCUCAUUUAUUUUUUUGCAACAAUUAAAAAAAAUAUUGGUACAUUAUUGAUGUAUUUUAUUAUAUUCUAGGACAUAACAAUUAAAGAAAAUAAAAGAAGCAAUAUGGAUAAUGCAUUCAAUAUGUUGUUUGAAAAAAAGAUGGUUUCAUGAAAUGACAAAGCUGGUUAAGCUGGUGUGUAUCGCAAGUUUUAGAGGGAUUUUUAGCUAGUUGACCAACUAAACAUACAAAUGUCAGCUAAGCCAGACUGAGAGAAAAACUAAAUAAUUUAUUUGUUUGUUGAUUGAUUGAUUUAUUAUUAUUAAAUUAUAUUACAGAGGACUCAUUUUAGCUGGAAGCAAUGGUAUGAAGUAAAAAAUAUCAUGAUGCAGUGCAUCAUUCAUUACAAAUACGCAGCUUGUGGAUGUUUUUAUCAGCUGUUUGGACUCUCAUUCUGACAGCACCCAUUCACUGGAGAUCCAUUAGUGAGCAAGUGAUGUAAUUUUAAAUAUGCUCAGAUGAAGAAAUAAACUCAUCUAAAAUGGUAACUCCUGAAUAAUCUAC
Messenger RNA from Carassius gibelio (silver crucian carp), 1612 nucleotides. RefSeq names its product putative carbonic anhydrase 5. NCBI's taxonomy places the organism in Eukaryota, Metazoa, Chordata, Actinopteri, Cypriniformes, Cyprinidae. Bases 100 to 966 code for a protein of 288 amino acids. Gene Ontology annotation, cellular component: plasma membrane. The transcript is spliced from 10 exons. Gene Ontology annotation, molecular function: zinc ion binding; carbonate dehydratase activity. The record is from RefSeq and is a predicted model, not a curated record.